CAUUAAAAUACCCUUCUCUUCUAAACCCUAAAGCAUAAACCUAAACCUAAUUAUCCAUGGAUAUUUGGUCAUGGAUAUGUAACCUACCGAGUUCACCCGAAUGGAGCCCAUCCAACUCACAGCUCGUUUACCAUCUCACCUCUAAUGAUACCAUCCGUAAGGGGAACUUGGUCGGAUCCAUUGAACUCAAAGCCGAGCGGUCAUCCGAGUUAAAUACCGAGAAAUGGAUAACUUUCUCUAUCUUUGUCCAAGGGUUUAACCCGACUGAGUCGUCUCAUAAAACAAUAUGGAUAUCCGACCCGUGUUCCCUAUCCUCUAAUAAGCCUUUCUUACCUCUUGUCCUUCAACUUAUUCAAGAAAUAAUACAACGUGCUCCUAUAACUUAUCAUGAUAAAACCCAUCAUGGAUCCCAUAAUAUAAAAGUAAAACCCGAUUUGAUUGUUGGGAUACUUGAAACCUAUUCACCCGAAUCCUUUUCCGAUUUUUUCAAUAUUUUAAUAUUCACACGUUUGUUUUGGUUAUGUGCGUGUGAUGCUCCAACCGAAGUUGGAUCACUCUACUUUCACUCUUUACUAGCUCCCAAUAUUGAGCUAUUGUCACGUGCUACGCACGUGCAAGUGUUAAAAGAUGUUAUGGAAGCUGUUGGAAUUGAUGUCGAGAUGUGCAUCUCACGUGCAUUUGGAUAUAUGAUUACGAAAUGGUUAAUUGCCAAGGAAAUGCGAACGGUAGGACUAUCAUCUGUGCUACCUUUACCUUCGAAUCUAGGGCUUUCGUACGCUUCUGAAGCAACUAGUAUGUGGUUAUUAAAAGGAUACGUACCGGCAUGGGCUAUGAAGCGUACGUGUCCUAGUGAUAAAAAGGAAGGAUUUCUUUUUGUUGGGGCUAAAGAAUCCGCUCUUAGGUAUUCUCUAGCUCACCAACAAUUAGAAGCUCAUAUUCAAUUAGAAUAUAAAGUCGAGUUCCUAGAAAGUCAUAUCCAAGUCAAGGCACAUCUCGAUAACAUACGACUCCAUGUAGUAAAAUUAGGGUUCAGUAAAAACAAUGAAGAAAACAAUACUAAUACUGAAUUCAACGAAGAAUUAUAUUUUCCUUCUAGAAUCGAGUUUUGGGUGGGACCAGAAAUUGGGUGCAACUAUGUAUCAAGUAUAAGUCUAGGGAAAUCAACAUGCAACAUACAACGAGAAAUCGAAUCACAAAAACUUGUGAAAGGUAGUUUUGGUAAAAUGAAAACACCAAAAGUGAAAACAAUGUCAAGAACUUCAACAAAGAUGAAGAUGAAGAAUUGGAGGUGGGACCAAGAUGUGGAAGGAAAUGUAGCCAUAUUUGAUGCAAUAUUUUAUGAUAAUGCAAAUGGGAUUGAAGUUUAUAGUAAAAAGUUAAUUAAUGGUGCAAGUACUAGUAAUAAUAAUUAUAAUAAUAAGAAUAAAAUUAUAAAUGAUGAUUUAGGGAAAAGGUAUUCAAGAGUAGAUAGACCUUUCAUGAAAUCGGGUGGUUUUGUAUUUACUAAGAAUGAAUAUGGUGAAGAAGUUAAGUGGAGAUUAAGAAAAGAAAUGGAAGGUAGUGUUUUGAAAUGGAGAAUUGGGAGUAAAAUUUGGUUGACUUAUUGGCCUAGUGAUGUUGAAAGUUCAUUUUAUGAAACUAGGUGUAUAGAAUGGAGUCAAGAGGUUGACUUGCCAUUGAUAUUUGAUACCUAGUACUCAUCCCUCUAAUUUUAUACAUGACUUUGUCUCAUUUUCUUAUUUGUUAAUUUCAUUUACUUUGUCCCAUUUUCGUAUUUAUUAUGUCUUUUUUACAACAUUACUCUUACUUACCCUUACUUUAUAGUGAUCCCUCUGCUUUUUUUGUCCUUUACUAAUAAUUUAGCAAAGUAUAUACCAUUUUAUAAUGGUCUCCUCCACUUUCUUAAACUUUUUGCCCAAAUAAAAUAGAAAAUGGGAUAAAUUCAUUAAAAUGGAGAGUUUAUAGUUUUUUUAUUUAUUUUUGAAAUGAAUACCUAGUGAUGAUGUAUAUAGUUAGGUAUAUGUAUGCAUCUUUUAUUUGAUAAUUAUAGCAUAUAUAUUUUGAAUUUUUGAUUAUAUAGUAUGUAUAAGGAAUAAUAAAUAGUAGAGAUUAGAGAAAAUUAUGUAGGGGUAUGAGUAUAUAAGUAUAUAUGCACAUGAUGUCAUGCAUAUUUCAUCUUGUGAAUGUAUGAUCAUUAAUAGUUGUUUUAAUUUGAAAUGUAUAAUAACAUAUUACUACUU
Messenger RNA from Amaranthus tricolor (Joseph's coat), 2240 nucleotides. RefSeq lists its product as uncharacterized. Lineage: Eukaryota; Viridiplantae; Streptophyta; Magnoliopsida; Caryophyllales; Amaranthaceae. The record is from RefSeq and is a predicted model, not a curated record. Bases 57 to 1694 code for a protein of 545 amino acids. The transcript has a single exon.